AUGCCGACGUCGGACUCGAAGCCUGGAAGAGGUUCGCUUCUAGGGCUUUUCAAGGAGGUCUUCAAUUGGUACCCGUCGGCUUAUCCUUCGGAGGAGAGAAGACUGCUAUUCAAACUCGAUGUAUCGAUUCUAGUAUUUGCUUGUCUUUGCUUAUCUAGGUACGGAGUUACUGAGCGCCAGUCUGGACGAGGACUCACGGUAUUAGAUCAAACGAACAUUAGCAAUGCCUAUGUCAGCGGUCUCAAGGAAGACUUCAAUCUCAACGGGAACGAACUCAACUACUUCAAUGUCUGCUACUACACCGCAUACGUGGUAUUCCAGGUCCCGGGUCUUCUUCUGAUGUCACGUCCAUCACUGGCUCGCUGGCUGCUUCCUGGACUUGAGGUCCUCUGGGGAAUAUGUACCUUUGCCCAGAGCCGCGUCACCAAUGUCGGUCAGCUUUAUGCCCUUCGGUUCCUUGUUGGCAUGUUGGAGGCACCGGUGUUUGCAGGGACUCAUUUCAUUCUUGGAUCCUGGUACUCCGGCCCCGAACUCUUCAAACGAGCCGGGACAUGGUUUGUGUGCAACCCGCUCGGCACCAUGGUCAGCGGAUACUUGCAGUCGGCAGCAUACACCAACCUGUCCGGGGUAGCAGGCAUGCCUGGCUGGCGGUGGCUGUUCAUCAUUGACGGCAUCUUCACCAUCCCUGUGGCUCUGCUGGGCGUCUUCAUCUUCCCGGGCAUCCCAGACUCGCCGAAACCGUUCUAUCUGACGGACAGCGACAUCGCCUUGGCCAAGGAGCGGGCACGGCGAGCCAAUAUCCGGAGGCCGGGCAGGUUGGGACUGGAUGUGUUCAAGCGGACACUGAGACGGUGGCAUAUCUGGGUGUUUAUAUUUUGCUAUGCAUGCAUGAUCAUCUCCUACUACCCCAGCAGCUACAUGAACCUCUGGCUCAAGGCCGAGGGAUACUCGGUGUCCCAGAUCAACGAACUGCCCACUGUCGUCUAUGCCAUCAACAUCGUGGCCUCGUGGCUGGGGUCGACCCUCGCCGCGAUCUAUCCGACCUGGGUCAUCUAUACGAUCAUCUCGGUGUGUUCGCUGUUUUCGACCCUAUGCAUGAUCAUCUGGAACAUUCCUACGGGAUUGAAAUUCUUCGCUUGGUAUCUCUUCGGAGUCGCCGGAUGCGCAAGUCCCAUUUUAUACUCGACCGUCAACACCAUCGUGAGCAACGACUCUGAAGAACGAGCUCUGAUUCUGGUAUGUCCCGUCCCAAGUCUAACCAUCCACCAGAUCAGACCUGGCCUGACCAAAAGACUAACUAGUACAGGGCGCCAUGAUGACAUUCGGCUACUCAUUCAACAUCUGGGUUCCUCUUCUUCUCUUCCCGACUGCGGGACCGUACGGAGCGCCGCGAUGGCCCAAGGGCUGGCCCGUUACGUUUGCGUUCUACUUUCUUCUCUGGGCGGGGUUUAUUGCUGCGAUUCUGAUUCAUCGACGGUGAGUUCGCGUCAGUUUACUUGGUGGUUUAUAUUUGAUGUCCUGAUGUCUGGCUAA
Molecule: messenger RNA, 1533 nt
Organism: Aspergillus melleus
Lineage: Eukaryota; Fungi; Ascomycota; Eurotiomycetes; Eurotiales; Aspergillaceae
Exons: 7
Coding region: 1-1533 (510 amino acids)
Biological process (GO): transmembrane transport
Cellular component (GO): membrane
Molecular function (GO): transmembrane transporter activity
Source: RefSeq, a predicted model, not a curated record